Molecule: messenger RNA, 1978 nt
Organism: Periophthalmus magnuspinnatus
Lineage: Eukaryota; Metazoa; Chordata; Actinopteri; Gobiiformes; Gobiidae
Product: thialysine N-epsilon-acetyltransferase-like
Exons: 6
Coding region: 89-598 (169 amino acids)
Molecular function (GO): N-acetyltransferase activity
Source: RefSeq, a predicted model, not a curated record
UUUGUCAACAUCAUCCGCGCCUUACGUCCGCGAGCACUGCAACCUCGCCACCCCCACAUCACAUCACCGGAUCACCGCAUUUAGCGACAUGGAGUUCACCAUCCGCGCCGCCAACGUGGACGACUGCAAGGACAUCGCGCGCAUGAUCACGGAAUUGGCAGAAUAUGAGAAAGCCAUAGACCAAGUAAGAAUCACACAAAGAGAUUUGGAGCAGGAUGGUUUCUCAAAAAACCCAUUCUUCCAUGGGAUCAUUGCUGAAGUGCCAGAACCACACAAAACCAAAGAAGGCCAUGCAAAGGUGGGCUAUGCACUUUAUUACUUCUCCUACUGCUCAUACAGAGGCAGGGCUGUUUUUAUGGAAGACUUAUAUGUGAUGCCUGAAUUUAGAGGGAAGGGUAUUGGCAAGGCACUAAUGAGCAAAGUUGCACAGCUUGGUUUAGCAGCAGGCUGCCAGCAGCUAAACUUCACAGUUCUGGACUGGAACAAGUCAUCUCUGGACUUUUACUUGAAUCAGGGGUGCACUGACACUACAGCAGAGAUGGGAUACCACUACAUGUGCUGUAAGGGAGAGGCCUUGGAGCACCUUGCCCAGCCAUAGCCCAGUCAUAAACCAUCUUUCGGGAUCCAGGUUUAUUCAAACAGCACAGGGAAACGGCUCUAUCUAGUGGUCAGCUGUAAAAUGACAAGGGCAACAUACAAACGGUGUAUUUACAUGGCCAUUACACAUUAGGUAACUAGAAUAAUAUGAUAAUCCAGUAAUAAGAUCUGGUUAUUGCUGUGUUUACAUGCACAUCACCAAAACACCUGCAGAAUUAGGUGAUCUCAGUAUGAAAGAUUUUAAUGCCACAAAAAUGCAACACUAAAGAUUUCAAGCAAUAAUUUGCUCAUAAAAAUCAUGUUUACUAAACAAACUUCACCUUUGUUAUUAUAUGCAUCGAGCCAAUCACUAAGGGUGUGGACUGGGUACAAAACUGGGUAGCUGGUUGACUCAAUGCCAUGCACUUACUAUAAAUUUGAAUAAGACUGUGAAGAAGUGAGUUUGUUUUAGCAAUAUUUAUAACAUACUUUUACUCAUGUGGUUAUGUUAGCACAACUAUAAAUAUAUAAAUGUGACAUAAUGCACAAAUCCUUGUUAUGCAAUAAGAGUUAUAGACUGUUUAUGGACAAUAUGUUUAUUGUUGUUGUCUCACAAUGCUGCAUUUGCACUAUUUCAUUUAUUGGUAUAAUAUUACCAUAGAGCACAGUGGAGUCAUUUGGGUUCAUUGGACUGAACUGAACGUAGAAGUCUUGGAUAAGUCUCCUGUCUUUAAACCUGUCCCAUUAAACUCAGAAUGGCACAACCCCCAGCCACUGUUUUAAAUCCAGUUUGAUUUUUAAAAGAGAUCUUUAUGUAUCAUGUCCAAAAAUGUAAUGAAAACAGUCUGACUGUCUUUCCUCUCUCUCUAAACAAUAGGAACCACUGAGACUGUUUGGGAAUGCUGGAAUUUGAGUGUUGUUUACCAAAACUAGGAAUUGUUCUGUGUUAUUUUUCCUCAUUAUGUUUGAACAAACCGACCUAGCUUUGGAAAACAAAAUGUAAUUGUCUGCCAUGGCCUCUUCCAAAAGUCCACCGCAUGCACAUAUUUAUAUUUGCCUUGUAUGAAACUUCAGAAAUCUGCAUCUUAAGAUUCCCACAUGCAUUCUUCAAGUGAUUUCUAAAUCCAAGUUUUUAGAGGUUGUGUGCCAGUUUGAACCCAAAUAUGGCUAAAAAGUCAGUUUGUUGAGCUUACCUUAGGACCUAACAAUAUUUCUCAAUCUUAGUACUUUCAAGUCGAUAGUGAGAUGCUACUGUUAAUACUUACAAUAUGUUUUUAUGUCUUCAAUAUUGUACACUCAGGUAUGUAUUGUUUAAAACUGUGUAGACCAAUACGCUUUGGUUGAGGCCAAAAGUUUGCUAUGAUAUAUGUUUUCAAUUCAAUAAAAGUCAGUUAUAUCUGGG